Nestor notabilis (Kea) is the source of this 531-nucleotide messenger RNA. RefSeq names its product transcription factor CP2-like. The transcript has 6 exons. Gene Ontology annotation, cellular component: nucleus. Gene Ontology annotation, molecular function: DNA-binding transcription activator activity, RNA polymerase II-specific; RNA polymerase II cis-regulatory region sequence-specific DNA binding. The coding region runs from base 193 to 531 and encodes 112 amino acids. Gene Ontology annotation, biological process: positive regulation of transcription by RNA polymerase II. Lineage: Eukaryota; Metazoa; Chordata; Aves; Psittaciformes; Psittacidae. The record is from RefSeq and is a predicted model, not a curated record.
UCGCAGAACCUGCUGCCCACCAGCACGCCGCAGGAGGCCCAGCAGUGGCUGCACCGAAACCGCUUCUCCACCUUCUCUCGGCUCUUCAGGAACUUCUCAGGUGCAGACCUGCUGAAGCUCACCAGGGAGGACGUGAUCCAGAUCUGCGGCCCCGCGGAUGGCAUCAGGCUCUUCAACGCGCUCAAGGGCCGGAUGGUGCGGCCCAGACUGACCAUCUACGUGUGCCAGGAGUCCCAGCAGCUGAGGGACCUCCAGCAGAAGCAUGAGGAUGGGGACACAGUGACCAGCACCUUCUUUGUGUACCAUGCCAUCUACCUGGAGGAGCUGACAGCAGUGGAGCUGACCGAGAAGCUGGCCCAGCUCUUCAGCAUCUCCUCCCAACAGAUCAGCCAGAUCUACAAGCAGGGGCCCACGGGGAUCCACGUGCUCAUCAGUGACGAGAUGAUCCAGAACUUCCAAGAUGAAUCCUGUUUCGUUCUGGACACCAUGAAAGCUGAGACCAAUGAGAGCUACCACAUCAUCCUGAAAUAG